Pocillopora meandrina is the source of this 7482-nucleotide messenger RNA. Lineage: Eukaryota; Metazoa; Cnidaria; Anthozoa; Scleractinia; Pocilloporidae. The record is from the annotation of a GenBank genome assembly.
CCUGGUUCCUAUAAACAACAUGGAGGCAAAUCAACAGUGAACUGCACAUUUCCUAGCUGAUCUUACUUCGAUAUUCUGAACGAUUGAGAAAUCGAAUGAAUAUUAUUUUCAACAAAAAAUGUGUUCAGCAAACAAUCACGACUCAGUUUUUAGGACAUCGUGAAGAAACCGAGUAGUUCAAAUCUAUCCCGAAGUUUGUUGAAAGAAGAUUUCUACUGUAAUAAUAAAACCAUGGACAGUAACAAGACUCAAACGUUAUCCAGAAACCCAACCAGGUAAGAAAAAUUAAUAAUUCAAUGUCAUUAAUUAACGGCGAGUGUAGAAAACACUUAGAAAUUGCAUUGAUUUGUCAUUCUGUCCAAGGGCUUUAAUUACUGAUGGUCGUCCGGGUGAGAGUGGUCCUGAGAAGAACUGUUGUCCAACUUCGUGAAUGACAUUUUGGUAACCUGAGUGGAAUCAUCAUCGACUUUGAUGAUGAUCUCCGCCAAGGUUGUCGAAACGUCAGUCACUUCUACCGACAACAGUCGUCCUUACCUCACGGCCACUCUCAACCGAACGAUCAGGUUACGCGACAAAAUGUUACCACAGGGUUGAAACCAUUACUUAACAAGGCUUUUUGAUAACUUCGGAUACAUUUCCCAGCCAACCUUUUUCUCGAACAUAAAAAGUUUUGAUGUCCUCAUUCGAGGUGAUAGGUUUUAAGUCCCAGUUAGGGGGCAAGAAAUCCAAAUCAGAACAUUCUUUCUUGAUAAUUAUCAAGAUGAAAGUUCAUGAAGUCUUACUUUUUCCAUUAGGACAACUCAGCUGAUAUUCCAGCAUGUUAACCCUUUUACCCUAACAUCAGUAUGCAUGUUCUCCAUACUAUUAUUUUCACAUUUCCAGUGUUGCUGAAAGGGAGAAUCUGUUCCCUUGUCAAGAGCUUCACUAGUUGGCAAUCAUUUCUUUUAUUCUAAUGACCUAAAUGUUUUUUCAGCAGUUAUACUGUAAGGAGAAAUUAGCUACCAAUCACUCUUAGGGGUCACAGGAUUAACCUGAGUUUGUAACAUUCUUUGUUUAAAUCAGAAUGAAAAAAUCACCCAACUGAGCCAAGAGGUCUGUCCUUAAAUGGCUCAGUUGAAUAGCUUGUUAAAUAGGUGAUGUUUCUCAGCUAAUCCACUGAUAAUUUUUGCAACAUUUCUUUGGUAUAUUUACAGUAUAAAGAUGUAUUUAGCAACUUUUUUAUUUGAUAAUCUUUUUAAGGAAACAUCUACAGUCUACAUUUCCACCAAUGAUAGUGGACUACAUGUCAAGUGAUGAUUUAUCAAAACAUCUGGAUCGACAAAUGUCAAUUCAUGCUGAAAAAUAUAGGGAACCAGAACAAGAUGAAGAGAUUGAUGAGGUACAUGUACUAAAGCAUUAAAUCUCUUUCUUUUCUUUUGGGCCCUGAAAUAAAUAUAGUUAUGUCAUUUAUUGACAAAAAUUUUACAUGCAGGAUCUAAAAAUGUAAAAGAAGAAUGGUGCCUAUUUGAGCAUGGGCUCUUAUUCAAGGAAAUACAGUCUUUGAAAACCAGGAGUGUUCAAUUUUGGCAGGAGUGUGCUAUGAGGCGUGCAGAGGGAUUGUCACCUGUUAAUGUUAUUUUCACUCAUUUGGAAAUUGUAAUUUAAAGGUGAAAGAAGAGAAGAAGAUUAAAAGGAAAGCCAGUAAGCUCAAGAAACUGCCAUCUCACCAUGGAAUGAUUCUUCAGGGACCUAAUCAAAAACUUCAACAGAGUAUGACAACAGUACAGGAUGAAGAGGAAGAAGAGGUGGACGAGGAGGAGCAGGAAAAUAUCAGAAAGAUGAAAGAAAAGGUAAUUGCUUGAAAUAAACUGCCAUUGACUGUAUUAGUUGAUAUUGUAAUUUUAAUUAAUUAAAAUAAUUAAAAAUAAAAUAAUUAAAAUAAUUAAUAUUAAAAUAAUUCCAUUAAUUUAUAUCACAUUACUGUGUAUUGGCUCAUAAAGUUAUUGGGACUUUCAAGAAAUGUGCAUAUGUGGUGAUUACAGUUGUCUUUACAUUUUUAGGAGCAUGAUGAAUUAGUACAAGGUCUUCUGUUAUUACGUGACUAUUACAAAGCAGAAUACAAAAAAGCAUUGCAGGAUAAAGUGGAUCAGCAAAGAAAAAGCCAACAACAAAGGAAGCUUAAACAUGACGAAGAAAUAAAAGCUGCAGAACAUCAACAGGUACAGCUGUACAUGUAUGUAAGAUUAACUACACUUGGUUCAAAUUCUAUAUGAUGUUAACUUUACAUUACCACCCAGAUUGUUUAUGAUACUGUGGAAUUCCAUGAAAAAUAGUAUAUGUAUGUAUAAUUCAACUGCAUUCAAAUUCUAUCCACAGGAAGAAAUGCAGCAUAAAAUUGUUCGUAAGCUUCCAAGAUCCAUUGUCAUCAAUGAUGUCCAGUUCAAUAAGGGUUUACAAACAGACUUUUACAAAGUAAGUAAAUCUAGAAAACACUACACAUACAUCGAAGUGAUAGAGUGGGCAUAAGCUCAGAGAGUAACAGACGUCAGUCUAUUUUUCAAAACUCUUCAUGCUUUUGGUUUUUUGUUUUUCUCCAGAUGAUCAGUCUUGAAAACCAAAUGAAGAAGGAAGGAUUGCUAAACAAGAACCAUGAAAUCAAAGAAUUCUGGGACUUUAUCAUUGUGCCAGAAAAUUUAGAAGAAGUCCUUGAAGAUGGUAAAUGUUUGAUAUGAAGUUCUCACAUAUGAAUGUGAUUAAUCUUAUUUAGUUUCUAGGCAUUUCUAAGAUGCCACUGUUACACAUUACUGUAUAUAAAGAAAUUUGAAUUCUAUAAAAUGUACCUUAAACCUUUGACCCCCAAGAGCAACCAACAUCUAAUUUCUGCUUUCUUCAUCACCCCUGAAUCACCCAUUAAGGUCACGAGAAUGAAGAAAAUGAUCACCAAAUUAACAAGAUCUUGAUUGUGAAACAAAUUCUCCUUUUCAGCACUUGAGGAAAUGUAUAGAGAACAGUAGGGAGAAUAUACUGAUCGUAGGGUCUGUAAAAGGUUAAAUCUGUAAUUUAGAAUUAAAUUGUUUUGAGCAUAAAAACCAUACUACAGCCUGACAUGUUUUAGUGUUCAAAUGAUCAUUUGAUUUUAAGUAUACAUCAUUUUGCAGGUCAACUUUCGUGGGAAAGGAUAAGAAACUACCACAAAGAACACAACAAAAAAGCAUUGCUGACUCAAGAUGAAGAAAGUGCAUCAUCUCAACAGGCAAAGAAGGACAAGCAAGAAAAAAUUUAAAGGUGCAACUGCUGUCUCGACUUGGAGGAGUACUACUCAUGGAAUUCGUACAAUACUUACUGUAAGUGCCAUUAGUGAAUUAUCUUACGCACAGUUUUCAGUCUCAGUUUCUCAACUAACUGUAAUUUUCAAACUUGUGUACUAACAAAACAGAACUAGUCAGUUACACUGUACAUUGCCAAAGAGCUCCUUUUUCCAAUUGUUGUAUUGAAUAACUUUCUUCUAACGUUAUACUUCAAGCCCUCCACUCCCUGCUCAGGUGUUACGAGAGGAAGCAGGAAGUCAAGUGCACAUGUUUCCAGUGGUAAACAGAAAGCAAAGAAGACUCCAACCCCAACAAUAAUACCAAUUGAACAAAAAUUCCCCAAGGUAAGUUGAAGGGAGUGAUUGCUUUUCAGGUAGAUAUAAAGUAAGUUUUUUUAUGAACUGUCAACAGAGAGAGUGGUACAUACCAUGCAAAGGGAGGAAAGGGCAGAUUAAGUGAUGGGAAAACACAUUAUGUAUAUGCAAGAACAUGACUUUUGGUAGAGAAAAAGACCUCUUCUCCCUAGCCUCCCUACUUCCCCCCCUAGCCAUAGUUUCUUAUACCAAGACUAGUAAUAAGAUAAUCUAUCGAUCGAAUUGAUAAAUGUACGAAGGUGUUGACGCUCGAAACGUCAGUUUUAGAAACUCUGGACGGUGUCUAAUUUCCGUGAUCAACUCAGUUAAUGUACAUAACCAAAUUACCUUGUUAUGUUUCAUGUAUGGACUGCCUGUUGUAUUGGCCGUAAGCAUGCUCAGUAAUUUCCAGCUGUAUAUGCCUAUUGGAACAUUUACGCUAGUUUUAUCAGAUCCGCGAGAAAACCAGCGUAAAAUUUGGGUUGGAAAAUACAAUUGUAUAAUCUUUGCUUUUUUCCAGUCGUGUUUCUUGAACAUUUGAUUUUCCUUUUCAUACUCAAAAGAAUUAUUAGUGCGCCUAAAUAUUUCAUGCACGAGUUAAAACAGUACCGACGGAAAAUCCGCCAUGAAUAUUGUCGUAUGUUCAACAUGUGUAUCUUCGACUCCCUCUCCAGGUUGAGUUCCCUCCAUUGGCAGCCUACAGAUUGGAGUUUGGUGAGCCAGAACCGGACCCCGAAGAGGUACAGAAUGACACAGUUCAGUUUAUCACCACAGUUUCUUUAAAAGUUUACUCCUUCUAUUCAUUUGUCCGUCUUAAUUUUAGUUGCGAACUCCGCCGACAAAAGUUGUGCUGUAAAAUUCACUACAGCUAUACAUCGUAGGAGUUCGAUUGACUUAGCCGCAUAUGUUGGUUUUCGUCCUCUUAAUUUUUAUUUAAUUUUUUUUUGUUUACUAAGGCACAGAAAAAAAUGGGAACUGUGUCAGUAGUUUGCGCACAUACCCUACCCCUAACUUAAUCGAAUUGACUGUUGUUGAGGUAAAGGAGGACGCAGUUGCUCAGAUACUGACAAAACAAUGGUCCUAAUUUUAGUUCCUCUAGAACGACAGGACAAAGAGCCUCUUGGUGAAUGUACCACUGCCAAAUACAAUUUCUUUAUUUCAGAAUUUGUUUUAUUUUGCAAAAGAACGAUACUCCUAAAACCUGGCUAACUUACAACGGUUUUUUGACAAGUUCGUGUCGUUUGGUCAAGGGCGUGCAUCUUGCCGAUCUCAGACUGCACCAAUAGGGUGAACGCAGACCAGUAGCGCCAAACAUGGAUGUUUUAACAAGUCUUAGGGUGAAUUACAUGUAGCAAGAAGCUCUGUAAGUUAGAAUAUUGUUUAGUUCCUAUACAUUUUUCCUCGUUUUUAACAGGUACGAAAGCAAGAAGAAGUUUAUAAAAGACUACAGGCAAGAAAUAGUCUUAAAAGAACGCUAAACACGAUGUUCUCACAUGCCUUGGCGAACAGAGCUGCUACUCAGAGGUAAACACGAAUCAUUUUAAUUUGAUAACGUUCAGCCGUGAAGUUGUAUUCAAAUCAAACUCUUUUUAUGAACCUUUAAAUUCCUAAGUUCUGAUUGUUAAUUCUCUCAUCUGGCUGCUCCAAAUUUUCUAGCAAAUCAGUUACGAGAGUUUGGUACUAGACCUAGAUAACCACUUCCACCUGUUAAGUUUGAGUACUCUCAUCACCUGUGUGUUGGAUAAUGUAUAGAUGAUGUAGAUUGCGUUUAUGAAAUUAUUUGUUAAUUUUUACCAGACUGAUGGACAAGAAUGAAGACUAUAAUUUUGAAAACCUUUCUGGAACUUCAAAUCUCGAUGAAGUAAGUAAAGUUACUCUUUCCGCUAACUUCGUUGUAAACUUUUAUGUCAUCAUAUGUAAUCUCAAGGCCUGGGGACCAUAGACUAGACGUAAUUGACGUAAUGUUUUCCGAUUGAUUAAGCAGUUCCCUCGAAUUCCUCAACCAAUCAUAGAACGCCGGAAGCAAAAUAAAGCCGAACCAAAUUUGGUUUGUUCAAAGAACUAUUAAAAAUGUUAGUGGUUACUUUGGCUGCAGUAUCUAACAAUUUGUUAUUUUUUUUCAAACUUAAGUUUCACGACUUGGCUGGUGUUCAGGUAAAACCCAGAACAAGCUCCGAAACGAAACAGUCGGCAAGGAUAUCCAGUGGCAAAGGUAAAGCUGACUUAACGAAAUGAAGAACAUAUUGCUUGACUGAGAUUUGGUAGUUUUUUUUUUGUUUUUUUGUGUACCAUCAUCACGGUCAGCGAGAUUAGAUUCGCUUGGUCGUGUGGUUCAAGAAACUAUAACCAUUGAAAGCGCUUUGUAUUAGGCGGAUUAUUUCAAUUUUUUAUCUAACCCUCCAAAAAAGAUAAACAGUUACGAACCAGAAAAAGAUAAUUUGUUGUCUUGUCAUCAGCGUGGGACAAAGAAAAAAUUCUGAGUCCCUAUGAGGAAUCGAACCUCAGACCUAUAGAGAUUAGAAGGUCUGAGGUUCGAUUUUUUAUGGGUACUCAAAAUUUUUCUUUGUCCCACGCUGGUGACAAGACGAAAAAAACAUCUUUCUCUAUUUCUUGACCGAGCUCAAAACUGACCAUCUCUCUUAUUCUAGUUACGAACCAGUUGCAUCUUUUUCUUCCUUUUCGUUACUCUCUUUGGAUUUUCUUUCAGGGGAAAAGUGUAAAUCCGGAAACAGUAAGAGAGCCAGCAGGAAAGCCAAGAGUCCAGAAAGUGAUAAUCCAGACGGAAGUGAACCCAGAGGUUCUCUCUCUCCUAAACAAGAGUAAGUUUUGCAUUUUGUUUUAAAUGGGUCAAGGUUUAUAUGCAAAGAAAUAGGAAAUCUGAAACAUUUAUUGCUGCUCGGAACAUAGAUUAGAUUCUCGUUGAGGUUCGAACGUCAGUUAUGCUCGAUUUCGUGUUUGGAAGUUCCAUAAAACUUUAACGGAAUUCGUUGGUGAGCCAGGCCUUGUACGAUGUUCUUAUUGUGUACGCACAGACAGACCAUCCUGUGAGUUAGAGCCCAGGUAAUAUCGAUUAUUUGAUUUUGUUACUGAUCCCAAACGUUCGUUGCACAGGUCAAUCUCGACUUGAUUCAAGUGAUUGCUGAAAACUACCAUUCAUAACCCAUCAUCCCCUAAACUCACCCUAAAUAUAAUCAGUUCACUCGCUUUGUUUGGUGGGUUUUUGGGCUGGUUAAUUACUGACCUCUUCACUGAUGCUCCUCCAGAAACAACAAUUUUGAAAGUGUCCUGAGUGGAAAUGUUUAAUUUUAGAUUGUCCUACGUAAAGCAAUUUUAUCAUUUCUUUAUUUCUAUUUUUUUUUUUUUCAUUUUUUAUUUUCAAAGCUUGGUAGUGGAGCUACCGCCGCUCACUUUAGAUCAGCUUUCCACUCGCUGCACCGUCAAGGUAAGUGUGUUUUCAAACAAUAUAAUCUCCAUUGAUUGAACUUACCUGGUCUAUCACUGGACACCUUAAGAAGGUCGACAACGAGUAAAUAGAGUCGGCGAUCGCCUUGCUAGCCUGUAAAAAAAUGGUUUUACUCGUUCAUCGCUUCUUUUCCGUGCAUAGCACAGCCUUUGCGGCGCCUCUUUUAGCUCCACGUUCGUGUAGGAAUAAACUUAUAAAAAAGAAGGCCAUAUUCUGCAAACUGACUUUGACGUGAAGAGCUUUUAACUUGCGCUGGGUUAAACGUUUGAUGACGCGUAAUUCUAACCUCAUAACCUAUUUGAUGUUGUAUGUUCUCCCGUAGGAAGCCAAAUGUCUGAGUACGUUUUGGGUCAACCCAACAGCGAAAAAAAAAACUUGA